Rhodotorula graminis WP1 is the source of this 1158-nucleotide messenger RNA. RefSeq lists its product as uncharacterized. Gene Ontology annotation, biological process: regulation of transcription by RNA polymerase III; DNA damage response; protein phosphorylation. The transcript is spliced from 12 exons. Lineage: Eukaryota; Fungi; Basidiomycota; Microbotryomycetes; Sporidiobolales; Sporidiobolaceae. Gene Ontology annotation, cellular component: nucleus; protein kinase CK2 complex; cytosol. The record is from RefSeq and is a predicted model, not a curated record. The coding region runs from base 1 to 1158 and encodes 385 amino acids. Gene Ontology annotation, molecular function: protein serine/threonine kinase activity; ATP binding.
AUGGUCACCGUGCCAGAUCGGUCAGUCGUCUCGGUCAGCCGCGUCUACCAGGACGCCUGCGCAAAGCUCGGCGACGACUGGUUCGAGUACGAGAACCUUCACCUCAACUGGGGCAUCCAGGACCACUACGAGGUGACGCGCAAGGUCGGCAGGGGCAAGUACAGCGAGGUGUUCGAGGGCAUCGACAUCCGCACGAACGACCUCGUCGUCAUCAAGGUCCUCAAGCCGAUCAAGAAGAAGAAGGUCAAGCGCGAGCUCAAGAUGCUUCAGAACCUGCGAGGUGGCGUCAACAUCAUCGAGCUUCUCGACGUCGUGCGCGACCCGCAGAGCAAGACGCCGGCGCUCGUCUUCGAGCACGUCGACAACCUCGACUCGAAGCUCCUGUACCCGCAGUUCACCGACGGUGACGUGCGCUUCUACGUGUUUGAGCUUCUCAAGGCGCUCGACUUCUGCCACUCGCACGGCAUCAUUCACCGCGACGUCAAGCCGCUCAACAUCCUCAUCGACCACAACCAGCGCAAGCUGCGCCUCAUCGACUGGGGCCUCGCCGAGUUUUACCACCCGGGUGUCGAGCUCAACGUGCGCGUCGCGUCGAGGUACUACAAGGCGCCCGAGCUGCUCGUCGACUUUACCUACUACGACUACUCGCUCGACAUCUGGUCCCUCGGCGCGACGUUCGGCUCGAUGAUCUUCCGUCGCGACCCGCUCUUCCACGGCAUGUCGAACGACGACCAGCUCGUCAAGAUCGCCAAGGUUCUCGGCACCGACGACCUGUGGAAGUACCUCGACAAGUACAACAUCGACAUCGACGCCGAGCUCGAGGCCGCCGUUGGGGCCCACUCGCGCAAGCCCUGGGGCCGGUUCGUCACAAGCGACAACUCGAAGUACAUGUCGAGCGAUGCUCUCGACCUGCUCGACCGCAUGCUCCUGUACGACCACGCGCAGCGCGGCACGGCCAAGGAGCUCAUGCAGCACCCCUACUUUGCCGGCGUGCGCGCCGCCGAAGACGUCCGUCGUCGCGAGGGGGAUCAGGGCGUGGCGGGGCAGGGAGGAGGGGGAACGUCAAACGGGGAGGGAGGAGCGGCGGGAGGAGGCGGGCAGACGGCCGUCUACUUUGCGGGCGAGGACGGCGAGGUUCAGGUGCAGCGUCUCUCGUGA